Messenger RNA from Penicillium argentinense, 327 nucleotides. Its product is annotated as SBDS family protein. The record is from RefSeq and is a predicted model, not a curated record. Lineage: Eukaryota; Fungi; Ascomycota; Eurotiomycetes; Eurotiales; Aspergillaceae. The transcript has 3 exons. The coding region runs from base 1 to 327 and encodes 108 amino acids.
AUGCCUCGUGGAAACGAUACUGCCUUCAAAGUCUUUUACAAGGGCAAGUCGGAAGACUUCGUUGUCUUCGUUGACGAUGUCGAGAUCCUGAAGAAGUGGAAGAAUGACCGCAGCAUCGCCCUCGCCGAUGUGGUAAAUGGCUGGAAGAUUUUCAUCACCCACCGUCACGGUGCUCAGGGGAUCAUGGACGGUGCCUCCAAGGCCACCCUUGAGGAUGAAUUCGGUACCCACAAGGAGGAGGAGUGCAUGGUCAAGAUUCUCGAAAACGGAGAAUACCAGGCCGUUCCUUCCCGCGAGCGUGAGGGUGGAAAGAACGAUUCUCGGUAA